Molecule: messenger RNA, 2241 nt
Organism: Colletotrichum siamense
Lineage: Eukaryota; Fungi; Ascomycota; Sordariomycetes; Glomerellales; Glomerellaceae
Exons: 1
Coding region: 1-2241 (746 amino acids)
Source: RefSeq, a predicted model, not a curated record
AUGGCUCCCGGUCAGACUCCGCAGCCAAGUUCGACAAACAAACAGCCACGCAGCAAGUCAGCCGCCCUAAAGGUGCCAUCAUUCACAACCAACGGUGGAGGCUCCAUCAGCAGCUCCAAGCGGCCAGGGUUGAAGGCGCGUGGCAAAUCGCAUAUUUCCAUGCAUGACAUUGUGCGCAAAGUACGGAACCACCUCUCAAGCAACUCCCGACGUCAGACGGGAUCAUCCGAAGCCUCCGCGCGACCUGCACCAAUUGCACAAAAGACACCUGCCGACGAUAUCGAAACAGCUUCUGUAUGCCGCCGUGGCUCCUGUCAGUACGUCUUGAACGACGGUGAAGUUCAAGAUGUGGUCGAAAUCGUUGUCCACGAGAUGUGCAAGCACGGUGUUGGUCCCGUCGACAAAGAUCAAGAUACUGCUUUGCAGCCAGGCGAGGAAGUUCCGAGACAGGUUGUCCGCAAGCCCAGCUGUCUCAUGAAUGCCCUUGAACCACAAGUCUCCGACGUGGCGGAACCGGCGACCACCAUAAGUCUGCCCGAAACCGCCUUCUUCGCCCGCAGUCAAUCUGACGGUCAAAUACGCGCCAGGGUCAGGUCAUCUAAAGUAUCCAUGACCACCAUCCUAUCCAAAGACAAUGUUACCGAUAUCCGAUGGGCAGCCGAUGAAACAAAGCCCGAGAACGAGUCUCAAGGAGACCCCAAAGAUGGACCGAAAGAAAAGCCAGACGGCGAGUCAUCCGCUGAGGCCGGCAGUGCAGCAAAGGCCAAAACCGAAGGUGAUCAAGAACAGCCGAACGAUAACAAAGCGGCAGCACAGAAAAUAGAGAACACCGAGAAUGAUGAGGCUGGAGAGUUUUCAGGUACCCCCGAGACUCCCGCAGCUGGACCGCGACUUCACGAGAUUUCUGACUGCGACAUGGAUGACUUGAGUGAUUACGCCAUCGACAAUCAACCAACAACCAAUCCUCCUCCUGCAGAAAAUUCGACCACAAAGGAUGUUGACACCAAGAGCUCAAACGCCAUCAAUCCGGAGCUCAAUAAAAGCGGUACCGAGGCCAAAACGUCAGACGCUGUGGAACCCAAGCUGGACUCCAAAGAAGCAUCGCCUGGAGCAGACCAAGCCGAGGAGUCCCCCUUGAAACAAAACGGUCUUGACGAUGCUGAAGGUAGACGUCUGAAACAGGCGUCCAACCCCGAUGAUCCCACUUCCAUGGAGGUUGAUGUCACAUCUACCGAGGCCGUUGAUCCUGCCCCUGCCGGUCCUGAUCCUAACAAACUCGACGCCAAAGCGGACGGCAUGAAGGCUCCCGAUGCUGAUCAAGGGGACCCACAGCAAUUGGACGUUUCGACAUCAGAUGAUAAGCCGGCAGAAUCCAAGACCUUGACAUCGAGGUUUUUAGAGACGUUCCUGAAGUCAUCAGAUGACACUGCCGCCGAUGGCGCCUCCGGAGAUUCGAAGAUCCCUAGGGAGGCGAGCCUGCAGAAGGAGAAUAGCAUAUCAUCCAUUGAUAAUGGCCUCGAUGAUCAGCAGGAUGUUACUUCAUUUCAUCCAUUGGGUAAACGCCGUGGCACGCACGAAUGGCAAAGCCCUCCGUAUGGCGCUAUUCCCGAAGAGCAAGAAACGGAUGACAUGUACCACCUUGGCGUCGAUGCCAGACCGGGCGGUGCGGUGCCUGCGACUGACAGUAACGUUUCACGACCAGACCCGACAACGAGAUAUAACUUCAGCAUGUUCAAUCGGAGUGUAUUUGGAGAAGGCACUCAUGACGCCAUAUCGAAACCUGGUCGUCGAGUAUCUGAAGCUUCCAUAAUGGCCGUAGGAGCUGCUGCUCCCCGCUCGGCGGACAAGGUCCUCUACAGGUCUCGCUCUGCUCAUUUUGCGGAUGUCUCCAAUUCGGAUCCUGGAUUUCUACAGAAGCUAACUCGCAAGUUGAGCUCCGUCUUCCAGACUCCGCCCCAAACACCUGUCAUGCGGGCGCCGGCUCCGUCCCUUGAAAGUACCGCAAUUUCGAGGAAAGCUUCCGAGAGCCACAUCCCAGGCGAUCCGAGUGAAGGGGGCGAGGCAGAUCCGGCGGGAUACAUAUCUGAGCCCGAGCCCUCUUCCGUUUAUCAGGCAAUGACAGUGUCGAAGCCAGCAAAGGCCGAGGCGCAGCGUCGUAGUAUCUGCUCAGAGGACAAUGCGCCUCAGCGAAUCGAUGCUGUCACCAGUCUGAAGGGUUUGAUGGGAUCGGGUGGAAGAUGA